UGAACUGACGUUGACGUAACAUUUGUCAUUGACCUAGCACUUGACAACGCGUAUAGCCUUAAAAAUACUCAAAAAAUAUCAAAACAAACGUAAAAAUACAUACAUAUAACAUGUGGUUCUUUUACUUUUUAACUAUUAUAUCACUAGUAGUGCAGGCGGUAUUUGCAACGCUAGCUUUGGCGGCGGGGCUCUACUAUUUAGCAGAGCUGGUGGAAGAGUAUACAGUGAUGGCCAAAUAUGUGAUCUCAUGGACAGUUGCAGUAGUCACACUCAUCCACAUCGGCCUGCUAGUCUUCGAAGACCUGCCCCUCCACCUGGACAUCCUGGGCAUCAUUCAGCAGGCGCUGCAUGCGCUGCUGCUCAGAGAGUUCCCCGCGGUGCGGGUGGCCAGCGCACCUUUUAUAGCGGCAGUCGGGACGCUGAUAGCACAGCACUAUUAUGCUUUGAAGUUUUUUGGCACUGUCCAUUACACGUUUUCGGAGGUGUUGGCAUACUUCACACUCUGCCUGUGGAUGGUGCCGUUCGCUCUGUUCGUGUCUCUGUCAGCCAAUGACUACGUGCUGCCCACUACUGGGGAGAAACAACCGCUACUUAGCGACAACAACGUAGUGACGGAUUACCUGUCUCGCAAGUCCAAGCGCUACUCGCUGCUCUCGUUCUUCAGUUUCGCCAAGGACUCUAUACUGCCGCAACGGAGCAAGAAAGCUUUCUAAACUAUUUUC
Molecule: messenger RNA, 722 nt
Organism: Cydia amplana
Lineage: Eukaryota; Metazoa; Arthropoda; Insecta; Lepidoptera; Tortricidae
Product: protein TEX261
Exons: 5
Coding region: 111-713 (200 amino acids)
Biological process (GO): endoplasmic reticulum to Golgi vesicle-mediated transport
Cellular component (GO): COPII-coated ER to Golgi transport vesicle; endoplasmic reticulum membrane; Golgi membrane
Molecular function (GO): COPII receptor activity
Source: RefSeq, a predicted model, not a curated record